AUGCGCCUCUACAUUACGUUCCUCCUCGUCGCCGCGAUGCUCGCUGGCGCUGCGAGCGCCGCCGGCGAUCAUUCAACGUUAUCCGGCCGGAAAUCCCAAGGCCUCACCAACAGAUUCCACUCGUGGCGCAUGACAACCUUGCGCAAGCUUCUUCACAAAGGCGCUGCGGCUGCUACAGCCGGCGGCAGCGCAGCCGUAGCCUCGAAACCAUUGGCGACGACUGCUGCCACGGGCACGUGUCAGUCGUCGACUCUCGCGGGUUACACGAGCUCCGUGGACCCUUCAGGCAACGGGCUCAUCCUGCACUGGAAAAAGUCAACGGGGUCAACGAUCGACCUCGCGCUCGAGGCCACGUCAACGAGCGGCGCGGCGAGCGGGUGGUUCGCGGUGGCGUGGACCAACGGCGGCAUGUUCAACUCCGACGCGGUCAUCGGGAACCUCGCGACUGCCAGCGGCGUGGGCACGUACGCGAUAUCGAGCUACUCGAGUGUGGUUACCACAACGCGCUUCGCCAUCACCGGGGCGAGCGUAACUUCGUCGGGCGGAAGCACGAUUGUCAAGUUCACGCGCGCCACGGGAAAAGGUCUCGUGCCGGUGAACGUGGCUGGGAGCAACAAGCUCGUAGGAGCCAGUACCGUUGACUUUACUUGCGACGGCACGGGUGGCUCGGGGUCAGGCUCUGGGUCGGGUUCAGGAUCAGGCUCGGGAUCUGGCUCGGGAUCAGGCUCGGGCACCGGAGCAGGCACGUGCACGGCAAACACGGGCAAGAGCGGCACCAAAUGCCCUGCGUCCACCCUCUGCGGCUACUCCUACCAGGCGCAGAUCAAACCCGGAGUGCUGCUGCACUGGAAGCGCGCGUCCGCCACACAGCUGGACAUGGCUGUGGAGCUCAAAAGCAGCAGCGGCGCCAGCACUCAACGGCUGGCCGGGGGACUCGUCAGCGCGUACCACAUCACUGGCCAGAGCAUGUCCUCGUUACAAGGCGCCUCGUUUGACAUUGGCGCCAAUGCUGGCACCGUGACAUCAGCUUCGGGAUCUACAGUGAUCCAGUUCUCGCGUACGGCCAACACGGGGGCUAUUCCCGUCAAGAUGAGCGGUCUCGAGACGCUCAUAUGGGCGCACUCCAACACCAACUCCCAAAUCCUUGACUUCCACGGCGACAACGUAGGUGGGAUGAAAGUGGACUUCUCCUGUGCCAAGGCCCCAUCUGCUCACAAUGGGGAGGGUAGCGAUGGCGGUGCUUCCUUCUUGCAUCCUCAACGCCUGCACCCAGCCAUGGCUCGCCACGCAAUGGGCGUAUUACAUCUUCUUCUAUUGGCUUCCUCGGUAUUCUCCGCGGCGCACGCUGCGGACAUGAAGUACCGCGGCGACCUCGCGGGUUCUGGAAAUUCCAACAGCCAGUUCAUUGGCAAUCACGAGCCCGUCACUCCCGCCGCUGUCAUCACACCCCGCCCCAACGACCCCGAGCCUGCUGUCCCGCCUCCCGAGCCUGUUACAGCGGCGAGCGACCCCGUCGCCACCCCAAACCCGGCAUCGGCCCCUCAAGACGUCUUCACAGACGACCCUUUCGGAACAUCUGAGCCGUCGGUUUCGAACCCCGGCCCGUCAUUCGACCCCAACGACCCUCUGGGCGGCAGGGAUCCUCUCGCGGGCGACGACUCCAAAACCGGAGUUCAGCAGACAAGCGCGGCGGACUCUAGCGCGUAUGCCGGGACUGUGCAACCCAACCAGGUCAGCUCGGGAAUCCCGCUUACUCCCAAUAUUCCGGACAAGAGCACGACACCGAAUUUUCCCGAUACCCCCGACAACGGCUCAACCCCGAUCUUUCCCGAUACUCCAGACAACAACACGACCCCAGUUUUUUCCGGUACUCCAUACAACGGCACUGAAACUGGUGUCGCGCAGAAUUCCACCUGCGACCCGUCCGACUUGGACGGUUACACGUCGUCGUAUCAAAUCACCAAGUACGGCCACGUGCUGCACUGGGCCGUCGUCUCCCCAACGGUCGUCAAAUUCGCGUUCGAGGCGAAGUACGGCAGCGGCGCGAGAUUGGGAUGGGUCUCAAUUGGUUUCUCCAAGGACGGCAAGAUGAAGAAGGCUGACGCAAUCAUCGGCAACCUUCCCGACUCGCCCAUCGCAGCCUACUCAAUGAAGGGAUACGACGCGGAUUCUAUCAAGGUCAACAAGGACCUCUGGAUUGGCGACGACUCGAGCCUACUCUCGAAGACCAACGGGAGCCUCAUCAUGAACAACACACGUUCAUUGACGUUUUCCGUCUGGUUGACGCCUUCAGGUUCGAACACCACGGAAGGCGUUGCGCCCAUGUCCACGACUGGCAACGUCACCGUCAUCUGGGCCUUCUCCUCUGACAACACCCAGCCGCUCGCAUAUCACGGCGACAAGAGACGUGGCUCUUUCCAAGUUGACUUUUCGUGCAACGGCGGCGGCGGCGGCGUGGCGGCGCAACAAACGGUGCCGGUGGUGGCGGCGCAGGGCGGAAAUGUGACGGUGGGGUCGUCGUGCCCCAAGUCGACGCUAAGCGACUUCGAGCACCAAGCGGAUCUCUCCGGCGGAAAGAUUCUGCUGCACUGGAAGGUUCUGCCCGGUCCCGUCUUCCAGAUGGCUCUCGAGGCGAAGCCCCUCAGUGGCGCGGAGAACAGCUGGAUUUCCGUCGGGUGGUCCAACAACGGGGCCAUGGCGCCUGCCGACGCCGUUGUUGGUAACACGCCCGGGAUCAAGGCGUACCGACUCGAUGGUUACAAGAUGGCUGAGAUCGUCAACGACACGUUUUCGCUCGGGCCGAACCCGUCUGUUACCACCUCGACAUCUGGGUCCACAAUUCUGAAGUUCUCUCGCACCAACGGGGAUGGCGGCACGGUUCCGAUCAACCUGAGCGGCGAGACGUAUGUCAUCUGGGCCUUCUCCCGCGGCAUGCUCGAGGCGUUCGGCUAUCACGAAAACAACAGGUGCUUGAAGCGGGGCAUACAGAAGGUUAGGUUGUAG
Closterium sp. Yama58-4 is the source of this 3003-nucleotide messenger RNA. Lineage: Eukaryota; Viridiplantae; Streptophyta; Zygnematophyceae; Desmidiales; Closteriaceae. The record is from the annotation of a GenBank genome assembly.